This is a messenger RNA of Carcharodon carcharias (great white shark), 6451 nucleotides long. RefSeq names its product protein kinase cGMP-dependent 2 (gene prkg2). Gene Ontology annotation, molecular function: cGMP-dependent protein kinase activity; ATP binding. NCBI's taxonomy places the organism in Eukaryota, Metazoa, Chordata, Chondrichthyes, Lamniformes, Lamnidae. Gene Ontology annotation, biological process: protein phosphorylation. The coding region runs from base 189 to 2546 and encodes 785 amino acids. The transcript has 19 exons. The record is from RefSeq and is a predicted model, not a curated record.
GCGUUCCGCUUGCCACAGGACUGGAGUUCCGAGCUUUGACUCUGCAGGCACUCCCACCCCACAAACAGGAGCACUGCAAUUCGCACUCUGUGCUGCUGGAGCUAUGCCUCUAUUGUAGAGCACUCGGGAUAAAGAAAACGCAUCUGUACGGGUAAGAAACACUUGCCACUGCAGGAUCCCCAGGCACAAUGGGAAAUGGCUUAGUGAAAUCCAAGCAACCAAGAGAGAUGGAGAGCGACGUAGUGAAUGUUUCUUUCAACAGGAACAACUCAGAGCUUUGGAGAGACUCUGGGACCAGUGCAAAUGUUAAAGCCACAGCAGAAAUCCUGCAAAACAGAUUACUGGAACUUGAACUGGAGAAUAAAAGCAAAGAUGACCGAUUGCAUGAGAAGGACUGCAGGAUACAAGAGCUGGAAAGCCAGGUUAUAAGGCAGACCCGGACGAUUGCUGAAAUCACGAUGGACUUACAAGCCAAAUGCAUUCAGCUGAACAAACUACAAGAUGUAGUUAAAACUCAGUGUGGAGCCCCUCUUCAGUUGUCACCAUCACCGCUUAGAUCUGCUAACAGAAUUAUGAAUCAGUGCGCUGGUUUGUUCAAAGAAAUUGAGAACAGAAGGCGAGGUGCUAAGGAGGGUGUUUCUGCAGAACCUAGUACUAGGACGUAUGAUUCCAACAAACUGCCAGAGUUCUCUUUGGAAAGAACCAGGGUUCGAAAAGAUUCAGGAGUGAAGAAGCUUAUAACAGAGGCCCUCAACAAGAAUCAGUUUCUGAAGCGACUGGAGACGCAGCAUGUCAGAGACAUGGUGGAGUGUAUGUAUGAGAAAAACUAUCAACACGGUGACUAUAUUAUUAAGCAAGGGGAACCAGGCAACCAUCUUUUUGUGUUGGCAGAGGGCAAACUGGAGGUCCUCCAAAAUAGCAAAAUUCUCACAUCUAUCAGUAUAUGGACAGCAUUUGGUGAACUUGCUAUUUUAUAUAACUGCACAAGGACAGCUUCUGUGAAAGCUGUAAGCAGUGUCAAAACCUGGGUACUAGACCAAGACGUUUUCCGCAAUAUUAUGAGAGGAACGACUCAGGCCAGGCAAGAGCAGUACAGAAACUUCCUCAGAAGUGUUUCUCUGCUUAAGAACCUACCAGAAGAUAAACUCAUGAAGAUAGUGGACUGCUUGGAAGUAGAAUACUAUGAUAAAGGAGACUACAUUAUCCGGGAAGGUGAGGAAGGGAGCACCUUCUUCAUCUUGGCAAAAGGAAAGGUGAAAGUCACUCAGAGCACUGAGUAUCAUAUAGAGCCACAGCUGAUCAAAGUCCUCCAGAGAGGGGAUUACUUUGGAGAAAAAGCUCUGAUCAGUGAUGAUGUUAGGUCAGCUAAUAUAAUUGCUGAUGAAAACAAUGUGGAAUGCCUUGUGAUAGACAGAGAAACGUUCAAUCAAACGGUCGGUACAUUUGAUGAACUCCAGAACUACCUUCAGGGUUAUGUCGCAGAGUUGGCUAGAGAUGAUGAGAAAAGACAUGCCAAAAUAUCCACAUCUGUACAAGGAGGAGAAAUCUCGUUGGAGAUGAUUCGGAUGAAGGAAAAGGUUGCCACAUUUUCUCCAACAUCCCCAUUCAGAAACCUUGAGAUCAUCACCACUUUGGGGAUAGGUGGAUUUGGGCGAGUUGAACUGGUCAAAAUGAAGAAUGAAAAUGUGACCUUUGCUGUGAAGUGCAUAAAGAAAAAACAUAUUGUUGACACAAGACAGCAGGAGCACAUAUAUUCAGAGAAGAAGAUUCUAGAAGAGGCAUGCUCGCCAUUUAUUGUGACACUAUUUCGCAGUUUUAAAGACAACAAGUAUGUUUACAUGCUGUUGGAGGCUUGCCUUGGAGGAGAGAUCUGGAGCACCCUCAGGGAUAGAGGUUGUUUUGAUGAGUGCACUGCAAAGUUUUGUAUUUCUUGUGUGACUGAAGCAUUUGAUUACCUGCAUCACAUUGGAGUUAUCUACAGGGACCUAAAACCAGAGAAUUUGAUGCUUGAUACUGAAGGAUACGUAAAGUUGGUUGAUUUUGGAUUUGCUAAGAAGAUUGGUAAAGGUCAGAAAACGUGGACAUUUUGUGGCACUCCUGAAUAUGUAGCCCCUGAGAUCAUUCUGAAUAAGGGCCAUGAUUUUGGUGUAGAUUUCUGGUCACUGGGAAUUCUUGUCUUUGAGCUUCUUACUGGAAGCCCACCAUUUUCUGGCUAUGACCAGAUGAUGAUCUAUAACUUGAUUCUUAAAGGUGUAGAAAAACUGGAUUUUCCUAAGAAAAUAACAAAGCGUCCCGAAGAUGUCAUUCGUAGGCUGUGCAAACAAAACCCAACUGAACGCCUAGGAAAUCUGAAAAAUGGAAUAAAUGAUAUAAAGAAGCACAGAUGGUUCAGUGGUUUUAACUGGGAAGGAUUGAAAGCUAGGACACUGUCAUCACCGUUAAAAAGAGAGCUUACAGGUCCUACAGAUUGUAGAUACUUUGAUACCUAUCCUCCUGAUAAGGAUAUUCCCCCAGAUGAAUUUUCAGGCUGGGACAAGGAUUUUUAGAUCAAUGACAAGUCCCUACUGUAUGGGGAUAAGAAAACUGCAGCUGUUACUGUUAUUCAAUGUUCAUAACGCAAUCUGGUCAAUUUCCUGUUAUAUGUAUAUUCUGACAUGUGGCAUUGUUAUCAAUCGACUUGCAUGAGCAUCUCUGAAAAAAGUGCAUACUAACUAUUAUAAAAAAGAAAGGAAACAACUUCAAAAAGUUCCAAAAAAAAAUCAAUUAAAAAAUUGUUUUGGCAUUAUCUUUUCCAUUUUCCUUUUAAAACAUUUUCCACUUAAAUAGCUGCUGAAGCCCUUUAAGUCAGCCUGUGCCUUGUGGAAGCAUGUCUUCAGUCUGUGCUAAAAUAGUUGCACCAUGUGGCCAGGCCGCUCAUAUGGAAAUGCCAAAUAGCCAGAGUAAACAGCUGUACAGGUACAGUCAGUAGUAACACUUGCAUUGCAAUGUUUCUCCUCAAUUUACACAUGCCUGAAUUUUGAAGUUACCAUGUCUUUGGUCAGGCAGCCGCUUUGUCUUUGUAUGAAGACCUAUCAGGCUUUCUAAACAUAUUUAUGCUGAUUUCACCUCCAGAGUACAUUUAUGGUGAGUUGGGUAUAAUCAUCUUCUUUCCUGUCUUGGCUGUUGACAUAAUUUCCUAAUACCUUGCACUUAUCCUACAAUUAUUUAUUUUUAAGCUUCUGCUAAAUUAUACAACCUGACCAACUGUAUUUUCACAAAGCGCUUCUACUUCUGGCUAAACAUUUGUAACAUUUCUCUUUCUAUCAAAAGGCUUCUAAUAUUGCUCCAUACAUUUCUAAAAUGAUCUAAAGCUUUCUUCUCUAAUUACCUUCCUUUAUAAGAAUUAAAGCACUUCUUCAGGAAGCCUGAUUAAUUAAUCAAUAUUCAUAAAUACAGGAAUUUCAAUUAAAAUUUGCAAAAAAACCCCACAAAUUCUUAGUUGCCCAAUUUAUUCAAAGGACUUAAAUGCAACCCCAAAAGGCAAGAAUUCUGUGUUUUCAAACCAAAUUCUGUACUAUCUCUUAACAGUGUUCAACUAGCAUGGACAGAUGAAUAAUUAAUUACCCUUAAGUCUGCUCAGCCAUAACUUCAGUGGGAGUUCAAGGGAACUCAUCAGAAAAAGGCUCUGGUUAUGCCAGUUUCAUACCAAUUCCAGAAGUUCCCUGUCAGCCUUGUAGCUGGGUAGAACCUUUGGCCACCCAUUACAAGGCCAAUAACUUCAAAGGAUUUUGGACUGGAGCAAGCAUUCCCUAUGAUGGGAUAUUCCCUUUGAGGUCAGUACACUAAGAGAUGAUACUGGCCUUCUGAUGAACUGAGGAGUGCUGUAUCUGGUGGGGGCGGUGGCACCAGAUGGAAAAAAAUCAGUAAAACUUGGGAAACAAUUGGUACUGGUCCUUAAAAUGAAAUUCCAGUUUAGACCAGUACCAGUCAUAUCCAAGUGUUACUGGUUUUUCCUUAGGAUCCAGUCCAGGUGGGUUGAACUGCCUGGACACUGAAUGAAAGGAAAAUCAUAUUUUGAAGCUUUGUGUCUCCCCCCUUUACACGAGGGAGAGAUAACUGAAAUCUCAUGGCGUGGAGCACUAGUACAUUCCCAGCCCCUCUCUGCCUCUCUGGUGGACAGAUACCACAUUUGCUGACUGCAUGGGGGCUGGUGGCUGCUGAAGAAGUGCCUGUAAAGGUGCAGGCAUCUGUUGGCCCUAGCAAAAUGAGGUGUCUUUUCUCUGAUGUCACAAACUCAGUGACAUCAGCAAUGGAAGAAUCACUGGAAUUGUGGUGUGUGGAUUUUCAGAGCAUGUGCAACAAACAUGAGCAGCAGUGACUGUGAAUGGAUUAUUGUAUUGACAUGGGAAUUAAAGCCUUCGGCAGAUGCUAAUAUAGACAUAUUGAUCUGGCUGUGGAGGCAUUUAGUUUGUGUUUUAACCUAGGCAGUGUACCACUUUGGCCAAUGCUGGAGGACAUAGCAUAUGACCACAGUUCAGGUGUGCUGAAUAUAAAAAUAUUUCAUUUGUACCUUAGCCAGAAGUAUGUUAAUAUACAUUUUGUUUGCUUUCCCACUUUAGUUACUCUCCAUAGAGUUGUUUAAAGAGCAGAGGAUUAGUAGCUGUUUUUAGAAUGACCUAAACAGCUUUGUUUCUUUUAUAUUGGUUGCCCCAUUAAGCACAAUCUAGUGUGAUAUGGCUCUUCACCCAGAGUCAAUAUGCGAGGUUUAAAGAAGCUAAAAAAUAAACGACAAAAAUCUCAUUAAUCCAUAGACUGUUUGACACUCUAAUGCCUGACAAUUUGAAACUACUCCUUUAGGCAGACUGGAGACUUUGGGCUGGAUUUUCAUCUUCAAGGUGGGUGACAGGAGUCAGGAAAUUCCCUGGCUCGGCACACCAGAAUUGGGAUAAAGUGCAUGAAAAGUCAGAAAUUACAUUUUGGAGGGGCAGGUGCUAACUAGAGUCGGGCCCAACAUCCCUGUAAGGAGUUCGGAGGUAGCCACAGUACUUGCAGUUUCUGCUAUUGCUACUGUAAAGGGCCCUGAUGAUUGACUUUUAUAGGGCUGUAGUAAAAGACAUUUUUAUGAAUGAAUGAGUUUUUUUUAAAGCUUUUUCAUACAUGCUAUUAUUACUAUAGGGUUCAAUGCUUCUGUACAGAAUGUAUACUGGGUGAAUGGGCAUGAAGUGCCAUAGGUUGGCAUGGAGAGUAUGACGGGCCAUGGGGGGUGGGUGGAGGGACAUAAGUUGGCAAAGGGCCAAGAGCAAGACAUUUUGAACUUACUUUUCAUAAGGUUCCUUCAUCCAGACUAUUGUUCACGACACUUGUGAGGGGGCAUGAACCAUGAGUCCUUGAAAAACUGUCCGACUCCACAAAAACUGCAGGAGGCUAGGAGAUGCCUAUCCCUGGCCAGGACUGGAGUGCAGGGUGCAGGUUCAGGACUUCUUGGACCAGUCCGCAACUUUAUCCAGCGCUGGUGAAAAUUAGGCAUUGGGAAUGGGGCUGGGAAACUGGAAUCAGGUCCUGGCCAGUAUUUUUAAAGGUCCGCGUGGAUCAAAAAUCCAGUCCUUUGUUCUAGCAAGAGAUCUGGCAUGAGGAGUAGAGAUCUUAUUAAGGGGAAAUAACAAACUGGCACACGACAGAGAUUCUGGAGUUUUAUUUGAUAUAAGAUUAGGAAACAAUGGGUAAAUGGUUUCAUCUUUGAGUGUGCAUGUCAGGCAUUCAAAAACAUAAUCCACCCUUUCCCCAAUUUUCAGGAGCACCAAAAAUUUGAAAUUAUUCUUUGUUGUGGCAUCAAUUACCUGAAAUAUUAUGAUACUUCAUGUGUACGUUUAACACUGUUGUUUCUAGUAACUCAUCGCACUUGGUGUUUGUGUGUGUGUUAUAUCUAGAUAUGGCCCAAAUAGAUGUCUUACCAUACCACUAGCAGUAUACAAAAGAAAUAACAGACUUUUAUUGUUUAUGAAUAUUGUUCACAAAAGGGAUUCACAGGCAUUAAGUUCUACUGUAUUUUGUAAACAUGACUUUUAUGGAAUGCCAUCAUUGGGAAGAAGGUUGUAUAUCAUGUAGUGUAUGUUACCAAUUGAUCCUCUGAAGUGGUAUAGACUUUUUCCCCACUGUUCAUUGAAUUCACAUGGACAGAGUUUUAAGAAUAAAAUAUAGUUAUGCACAUGAAUGUCAACAAAGAAUCAGAAUGAAAAUAGGAUGAAGACAAUAUGCUUUAUCUGCUAUUUUCAAAUGUUCAAAAUAGAAAUGCUUAAAAAACUUUUAUUUCAAAAAUAAAUUCUUAAUAAAGUACAAGUCUGUUAUGGUAAGUUCUUAGCUGGUGUUCCUAAAUCAUAAUAAAGUACAAAUUUAGUUAUUUCCUCUUGUCAGUGUUAAGGAAAAAUAUGCUUUGUAUUUGAAGUUUGGUUUAUAUAUUUUUAAUAAAAUUUAG